Molecule: messenger RNA, 2304 nt
Organism: Clavispora lusitaniae ATCC 42720
Lineage: Eukaryota; Fungi; Ascomycota; Pichiomycetes; Serinales; Metschnikowiaceae
Source: RefSeq, a predicted model, not a curated record
AUGGAUGCAACAACUAAAGUGGAAGACAUGGAUUCCGGAAACGACACUAAGACUGAGGACACUCCAUUAAGCCAGACAAGGAGUAUGGAAGAAAGCGGCGAUUCUAAGGAGCCAAAGGUAGAAUUGAAGGAGGAGGCGAAAGUAUUGAAGGAGGAGCCGAAAGAAUUGAAGGACGAAUCAGAAGAGUCCAAAAACGAUAUAAGCGGACUCUCUCAAGGUGACACAAUCUCAGAAGCCGCCGAAAAGAGCAUACCUGCUGACGAGAAGGGUAAUACUGCGUCGGACGCUGGGACAGAUUUGAAAGAGCCAGAAAUACCGAAAGAACCAACAAAACUGGAUGAUCCAGGAAUGCUGGAAGUUUCAGCAGGACUAGACGAUUCAGGAAUACCGGAAGUUACAGCAGGAUUGGAAAAUUCAGGAAUACUGGAAGUUUCAGCAAAAGCAGAACCUUCUGAAGACGUCCAGCCUCAAGAUAUACCUAUCAACGAUGUCUCCACAGAUUCAUCUCCAUCCGAGGACGGUACAGCUCCACCAGUACCCGAGAAAGACGUGCCCAAGAUUUCCACAAGAAAGAAAAAACUGGUUGGCUUCGCACCUGAACCGGAACAAGACUUGAACGAACACCACAAGUUCUUAGAACAACGACGUAAAGAGAAACUUCAAAGCAGCCCGUUCUGGAAAACGCCACCUGAAUUUGCUCAUCUCGAACGUCACAAGGAGGGGCCCAAACCUCUACCGACCUUUUCGAAAAAGAAAGCUCCUCGGGUAAAAAAACUUGAGGACUUGAAAGACCUUCCUACCAGGGCCGUGAAGGAAAUCUCCGUGGUAAAUAAGAAUACCGCAUUGAAUUUUUUCUAUCAUGAAAUUAACGUUCCUGUUGGCCCGGACAGAAUUUUGGUGGACGUCAAGUACGGGUCUUUAUCUUCUUUUGAUCUUGAGAAACUCUCAAAAUACAAGCUCAAUCUUUCCGAAGUUCGGGUGGGACUCGGCUACGAUUUUGUGGGUGAAAUUGUUGGAGUGGGGAAAAAGUACGAUAACCAUCCAAGCCUUAAAGUGGGAACGUAUGUUUUUGGUGUGGUGAACCCAGCAGACAAGAAAGGGGCACUUCAGACACUUUUGAUUGCGAAUCCCAAGGACGUCCUCAUUCCUAUUUCUCAGGAACUAAUGGAGGCCAUGAAGAAAGUCAAGUUGAAACUUACGUUCAACCAGCCUUCAUCCUUUCUGGUAGAUGGCGAUGAACUUGACUCUGACUCUGACCUGGAUCUGUCCGAUAAUUCAACCUCUGAUGACGUUCCGCCGACUUUACCUCCCAAGCAAGAUCCAUGGGCUGUGCUGUUUGAACUCGCCAAGUUUUGCACUUUUUCGAGUUUAUACUGCAGAGCCAAACAAGCUCUUUCGUUGAUGGAAAGUGUUUUCAAGAGAGAAGGGGCCGCAAACAUAAUUAUUAACGGCGCUGACACCGGAUUAGGAUAUACUUUGGCCCAAGUAAUCGCCUCCAGUGCGUACAGUAACAUUUUGCAAAGCUACAAUGUGAUUCUUGUUGUUCAAGAUAGCAGUUCGAAACAGGUUCGACGGCUCGCUGAUCGACUCAAUAGUGGAGGUUUGAAGAAGUUCCAUGUCUUGCCAUUUGACCUCGAAAACGAAGACCUUGUUCUUCCAGGGGAGAAGGUGCCAAUUAACUACAAGAAACCGCGUUAUUUCGCCACGGAGCUCCUCAAUUGCAUGUUCCAGGCCGUGCCAGAGCUGGAGAAGAUUCUGACGGUCAACGUGGACAGAACCAAAAUCGAUUUGUUCAUCGAUAUCAUUGGAAGCAAGAAAAUGUUUCAGUCAAACGUUGACAUGAAAAUGCUUGACCAGAACCAUUUCCCGAUGCAUGACAGAUUGGCCCCAGGCGUGAAAAUACUGAGCUUAUUUGGAAAGAGCAAAGAACCUUUGUUCACCAAGCUAUUGAGACCCAAGAACGCUGGUUCCGCGUUCGUGUCAUAUUGUGAUUUUUCUAUUUCCACACCAAGUUAUUCGGUCGACAAGUUAGUCGAUAAAGCCAAUGCUGGGAUCUUCAACCCAUGGGGCCUGAAAUGGAGCUCAGAAAUAGCCAACCUGUUUGUAUCAAAGUACAACUACUACACGUUGUUUGACUUGGAAGUGCGGAAAGACUGGGUUAACGAAGCGUUACAGUUGGUGCUUUCCAAUGAAUUGAGAGUCAAAAUUGAUCAUGUGGUUGACUGGCGUAACAACUUCCGCCAGUACAUUGAAGAAAUGAAAGAACGUGAUGGCCAAACGGUUUUUAGGGUCGAAUCGUUUUGA